AUGAGUCACGAGUAUGAUAGUAAACAACUUUUCAAAGAUUUUGAUGUAGACAGUAAUGGAUAUAUAGAAAAGUCUGAAUUUAUCGAAGGGAUGCGGCGGGUGACAGGAGCGAAUGCGAGUUAUGAUGAUGUCUUUGAAGAUAUUAUGACCUUUGUAGAUGGGAAAGGGAUGAUCAACAAGAAGGACGGCCGUCUGAACAAAAACGAGUUUGACAGAAUAGUAAAGGCGAUGCCAAAAGACUUUUCAAAUCGAAAGGUUGCAAUAGCUACAAUGUUGUUCAACUUAAUUGACAUCGAUAAAAGUGGGACUAUUGAGAUGGCCGAAUUCCACGAAUAUUGUAAGAGAACGAUCGCAAAUAUCAAAUCAGCGGACGUGAAAUACGUGUUCGAGUCGAUUGACGCAAAUGGAAAUGGGAAAGUUCAACUGGAAGAAUUUAUGAAGUGGUUGUUAGCAUAA
Messenger RNA from Entamoeba invadens IP1, 456 nucleotides. RefSeq lists its product as hypothetical. The record is from RefSeq and is a predicted model, not a curated record. Bases 1 to 456 code for a protein of 151 amino acids. Lineage: Eukaryota; Evosea; Mastigamoebida; Endamoebidae. The transcript has a single exon. Gene Ontology annotation, molecular function: calcium ion binding.